Molecule: messenger RNA, 2083 nt
Organism: Strongylocentrotus purpuratus (purple sea urchin)
Lineage: Eukaryota; Metazoa; Echinodermata; Echinoidea; Camarodonta; Strongylocentrotidae
Product: vegetative cell wall protein gp1
Exons: 6
Coding region: 186-1130 (314 amino acids)
Biological process (GO): interstrand cross-link repair; double-strand break repair via homologous recombination
Molecular function (GO): double-stranded DNA binding; single-stranded DNA binding
Source: RefSeq, a predicted model, not a curated record
AUGUUUUCAGAUACCAUCCGUUACGCGGGGAAUUCAACAAGAUUCGAUAACAUCGUAAAAUAACUUGGAUAUUUCGACUACAAAGGUCAUAGUAAACCUUUACAUUACAACAGAAGCUAUUCCAGUUUAAACUUCUGUAGAAUUUCCGUGAAUGAGAUAGGAUUUCAGGAGGAAUUAUCGCUGAAAUGGCCGACAGUCGCAGAUCAUCCAGAGCCAGGAAAGAAGUGGAUUAUUCUACUUAUAGUGGAGGAGGGGACAGUGAUGAUGGGGAUUUCACCGGGCCGACCCCACCACCAGCCAAGAAACUCAAAGAAGAGAAGGCGAGAACAAAGAAGACGAAGAAGAAGAGAAGUUCCAGUGAUAUGGAUGAUGAUUAUGAUGAAUUUAAAGAAACGCCCAGAGGGAAAAGAAAAGACAGAAAGCCAGUAGAAGACCGAAUGUUUGAUCGAGAGCUAGAGUUAGCUCUAGAGAUGUCCAAACAUGAAUCCAGUCAAGAUACAAACGAUGAGAUGAAUAGCGCCCCCAAGAGGAGAGCUAAGGAAGUCAAUGCAGUUGUACAUUCAGCUCCACUACAGCCAACAGAAGCUGAUUCAGAGGAGUUACCAACGCCUGACUUCCUUUAUGAAGAACCAGAGUCUAUGACAUCACCACCUGUCCAGAGUUCGCCAGUCAAGGGUUCGCCACUUAAAGAAUCACCGGUGAAGGAAUCACCCGCGCGUAAGCCAACGGUUCAAAAGUCACCGGUCAAGGAAUCACCGGUGAAGAAAUCACCCGCACGGAAGUCAAAGGUUCAGAAGUCACCACCAGUCAAGAAGACCCCUGCGCCUGCUAAACGCACCCCUACCACUGCCUCUGCACCUGCCAAACAUACCCCUAGUACCGUCAGAGGAGGGUCAUUGAAGAGGUCCGCCCCUCCCUCAAAGCCUCUGGUAUCGUCGACGCCCAAGAGCAAAUGUAAUGUUGCCCUGACGUCACCCAGGACGGUAGCCUUGAAGAGACCUGCACCUAGUCCCUCAGCAGCAUCAGGAAACAAUCCUUUGGGUGGUGUCAAGCUGGCCUCUUCAGGUGUUCCUAUUCGCCUUGGACUCUCAAAGUUUGCACGCAUUAAACCACUGCAUGGCAAAGUGUAGCCCAAUGUGAGAACAAACCCUAGUAUCGUCUACAAUUGUACAGGAGCAUGCUGGGUAACAUUGAAGUAUAUCGUAUUAGCAAGAUUGGUCUCAUGCCAAAGUAUAGCACCAUGCUUGUGAACAAAUCCUAGGGAUGUAUCAAGAUCUUCAUUGUCUGUGCCAUAUGCACUAGUGGAACAUUGCUGAAUCUGGGACUCUUUGAGACUGAGGAACGUUGCAAGAAACAUCACAUGUAGAACUUGUGUGAACAUACCCUGGAAAUGUAACAUAAUUGGAACUAUUCCGCUAGAAAAUAUAAUCCAGGUUUAUAUAGUGGUAUUUUACGUCUCUAAGCAUUUUACAGAUUGGAUAUAUCAUCACCCGGAUCAUCGGAUUCAGGCUUGUCCACACACAAUUUAUGCUUAUUCUCCACUCCUUGGGGAGCAUUCCAGCUACCGGUAGGCAGUAUUUUACAGACUCUUCCGAUGCUGAAUAAACUGGGCUGGGAUUUGAGCCCUCAACCCUUUGAUUGAGAGUCACAUGGAUGAACCACUGUACCAGGACACCUCCAAAGUAGAUUGAGGAAUACUGCAUGGUCGAAGUAGCUUGCUGUGAGUGAAUGAAGUCUGGAAUCUAGCAAUUAAAAAAAAAGAUAUGAGAUGGAGGAACAUUGCAUGGAAUGUUGGGGUAAAACAUGCUUGUGAAGUGUGAACAAAACUUGAAAAUCUAUUACAAGAUAUGUAUUUAUGCAAUAGAGAAACGUUGUAGAGUCUGUGUAUAAACAUGCCUUGUAUAUAUGUAAACACACCUGGUCAGGGAUGAAAGUACUACAUUAGGUGAAUCCAGUGUAUUUGAUGAAAAUGUAUAAGGUGUGAUAUUUGAGCUGUUGUACAAAAAAACGUCUUAGCUAUUACCAUGCAUUUAUUGCCUGCAAUUGUAAAUAUGUACAGAUAAAUAUUUAUCUAUUAAUAUGU